This is a messenger RNA of Odocoileus virginianus texanus, 5807 nucleotides long. The record is from RefSeq and is a predicted model, not a curated record. NCBI's taxonomy places the organism in Eukaryota, Metazoa, Chordata, Mammalia, Artiodactyla, Cervidae.
CCUCCAGGCACGGACAGCGGCCCUGCAGAUCUGCUUGGAGCCGUCCUUGCUGUGUUGUGAAGCCUCGCCUUCUGGCAAGACAGGCUGAAAUUCCAGCCCACGCCCACUUCAGGCCGGCAUUCGGAGAGGCCCUCCUGGGCUUUGUACCCCGACCCUCAGCUCCCUAUGCUAGGGCACUAGCCGGGGGUGCACAGCAUUGUGGGAACCCCAGAGCUGUGCUGAGCAUCCAUGCAGGGAGCCAGGCUUGUCCGGGGAUAAGCAUUAGCGAGGUUCUGCCCUCCUGGAGACAGGAGGUGUCUGUCUAGACAGAGAGGCCCUGGGCCCCCCUGCACAGUUCAGACUCUGGCACCACACAGCUUUGGGGCCCCCACAGUCACUCCCCAGACCUGGUUCCGGGGCUCUUGGGGUGCAGGCUAGCAGUCUGACAAAGUGGGAGCCCUCUGGUUUCAGCCUGCAGUCCCCCAAAGUACAGUUGAGGGGAGUUUUCCAGAAUGAUUCAUCUUAUGUAGACCAUUGUUUUAAAACCACAAGCCAAGCUGUCGCUGGAGACACCCUCUGAGCUUUUAACCUCAUUCUUGGGCUAGAUAAUCUGACAGUUCAGAAAACCACUCCCUGGGAGUCCGAGCUCGAGACAAGUCAUUUAGAAGCAGUGACCACAGUCAAGGUGAGGAGUAGAGAGGAGCGUUUUUCCCUCCUGCACCCUCUGUUGCCUGGAGUAGGAAGUCACUGCACCCUGGCUCACCGGGAUCCAUCCCCAGGCCUCUUCUUCAGACGGCACUGCUGUUCAUCGAGUUAACAUUCCUGAUCUAGACUCUGAGAAGGCCUCUGGGGAUGUCUUGUAUGCUGUGUUAUUUUGCCAGGGCAGCUUGAAUAAUGACCACAGUGAGGUGGGCAAAGCCCAGUGGAAGUGCCCUCCCCCUCGGCAUUGUUGGCCCCCACUGUCCUUAGGGGGGGAUCUCCUUGGAGUGUGGUGCUGUUGGAAAGACCACCAGCUGUCGUGGGGGCUCCAUCUGAGGACUUGGAAGUGCCUUCUCACAUCCCCAGCCAUGUGUGUCCUGGUACAUCAGACCAACGGCUCAGGGGAAUUGGAACUAUUAAUUGUUGUGGUUAACUGUAUUUGGCCUCAGGGUAAGUUCUUCCAAAGUUGAAUUUCAAGCCCUUAAAUUAAUGCACUUUCUUUCCCCCCAAAUAUUUACCAGCUAUAGUUUCAGCCUCUGAAUUAAGUCUCUGAUUCUCUUUAAUCCUGACAGUCAAAAGUCUAUUUAAAAAGUGGGCCCAAGAUGCUAAAGAGUACACGUAGGGAGAUGAAGACCCAGUCCCUGAACCGUCUGCAAAUGUUAUACUGAACCUGGACUUGAAAAGAAUCACAGGAGCUGCUGGUUCAUGUCAAGAGUCAACCAACCCGUGAUGUGUCGCUGACCCUGACUCCCCCAGUCGACCUUUCCACCCGCCCAGAGGCUUUGCGUCUUCACCCCGUGGCCCGUUCUUGACGACUUCAGAAGGUAAACCACGCCUCUGCUCCUUUACGGGAGAAGAUGGACGGAGGGAUGACGGCGGAAGGAUACCCGUGUCAGCUUCCACGAGCUCGGCCCAGCGCACUCGGAAGCAUUUUCUCAUGAGUCUUCUCGGCCACCGGCCCCGUACAGCGGAGGAAGCUGAGCCCCGGGGGCCUGUGGCUCCCGCCCGCCCGGCGUGCCCAGCUGCAGGAUGUGAAGCGGGAGAGAAGCGAAGCCCCGCCUCUGCGCGCGCCCGCUAGGAUGUUUCUCAUGAACGCGCCUCCUGUGCUGGCCCUGCGGUCCGCAUGGGAGACCUUCGGCCCGCCCGGGAGCUGUAGGUUUCCCAGAUGCUUCUCGGAGCCCAGAGAGGGCGUCUCGAGAGCAGCGGUGAGCGCCAAGGUGCAGAUGGCCAUCAGCAGGCUUCAGGGCGACGGGGCAGCCCUGGGCAUGAGCGGCGAGCAUGCCCGGCCGAGAAGCCAGAGGGCGGAGAGGGGCCGGGGCGCCCGACCGGCCGCCAGCCCCGCCUUUGCGGCCUGUGGUCUUGCCGCGGGUCUUGACCCCAAGGGGGAGGAGGAGGAGGCCUCCAGCCUCGGGCCCCUGGUGCCGGGUUCGGACAGCGACGACUCGGUGGACCGAGACAUCGAGGAAGCCAUCCAGGAGUACCUCAGGGCCAAGAGCGGGGCCGCCCCGCCGCCUGCAGCCGGGGACGGGGCCCGUCGGUGCAGACCGGAGCCACCUCUGAGCGGUGCCCCAGCCGCCCCGUGUCCCCCAAACCCUGCAGCUGGCCCCGACCAUAUCCGGGGCUCCGCCUCCCCGCUCAGCGUGAGCAGCGACGACUCCUUCGAACAGAGCAUCCAGGCGGAGAUCGAACAGUUCCUGAGCGAGAAAAGGCUACAGAAAGGUGACCUUCCUGCCGGCAGAAAGGCAGAGCCCGGCGACAGCGUGGCCAGAGCGACCUGCAGGCCUGGCAGAGAGCCGCCGCUGAAGGCACCGCAGCAGGGCCUGCUGGGAGCCGGCAAGGAGUUCAUCUUCCGGAAGCUGCCCAGGUCCGCGAAGGCCAGCACCCUGCCCAGAGGCCUCAGGUGCAAGGUCGCCGCCGAGCCUGCUGCUGCCGCCACCACGGGGCCCCCUGCAGAGGCCUCGCCGGGUAAAGCUGGGGUCCGCAGGGCCGUGGGCUCCGCACGGAAGGGCAGGCGGCCGAGGGGCGCAGCCCUGGUGCACGAGGAACCGGACUCGAGCAGCGACGACGGCAUCGAGGAGGCCAUCCGGCUGUACCAGCGGGAGCGGCGGCGGGAGGCCGCGGGCCAACAGGGGUCCCCGCCCGCGGAGGAGAAGGGCCCCACGGCCCCUGCUCACGGCCUGAGGGGCGCCUGGCCCGAGGCCCACAGCAAAACCCCUGGCAAAAAGAAGCCAGCAGCCCCCAAGGCCACGGACCUCAGCCCGGGCGGCCCAGACCCCAACCAUCCGCCCAGGCCCCACAGGGAAACCACGGCUCCUGCGCCUCCGGGGAGCGCGGCUGCUGGGACCCCGGGCGUGGACAGGUCCCCACACCAGGCAGACACGUCUGCCGAGCUGAUGUGUGCCGAGGCCAUCCUGGACAUCUCCAAGACCAUCCUGCCGGCCCCCGUGGACGGUGGGGAAAGGCCCCCACCCACCAGUCCGCUGCGCGAGGGCCCCGACAGGCCUCCCCACCCCGACGGUGACAGCAGCGCAGUGGACAGCGACGACAGCAUCGAGCGGGAGAUCCGGACAUUCCUGGCCCUGAAGGCGCAGUCGGGGGGCCCGCUGCCCCGCAUGGAGACCUGCGCCCGGCCCGCCGACAGCCCGCCCCUGCCACCCAGCCUCAGCACCCCGGCCUCCAGCACCCCAGACCCGUCCCCCGGCUGCAGAAGGAGGCGCGGCAGGAUGCCCUGCAUGCCCAGGCAGCCCAGAGACACGGCCGAGACGCAGGACGCCCAGGACGCCGAGCGCGGCCAGGGCCGAAUGCAGCCUGGCCAGGGGCGAGCCCCUGAGGCCCCCAGAAAGGAGGGCGAGAGCCGCAGCCAGCCUCCCCCCUUCAAGACGGGCGGGCCGGGCGACAAGCUCGUCGCCCCGGACCGGCCGGGAGCUGCACCGCCAGGCCCUGGGCAGACGGCCGAGGGGAGGCGCGGGGACGCGAGCUCCGAGGAGAAAAGCAGCUCGCUGGACAGCGACGCGGACCUGGACUCGGCCAUCAAGGACCUGCUGCGCUCCAAGCGGCGGCUCCGGAAGAGGUGCAGGGACGCCCGGGCUGGCUGCAAGAAGAGGGUCCGCUUCAGCACCACGGAGACGCAGUUCCUGGACAAGCUGGGGGGCUUCCAGAAGGACUGGAGAGACCGGAGCCCCCACCUGCUGAAAAGCUGUCUCUGCAAGUCCAGCAGGGAGACCCCAGGGAGACCCUCGCGCGUCCCCUCCCGGGAAACAGCAGGGGCGAAGGCAGACGGCUCGGGGCUGGAGGACACACCCUCAGGCCCCUCUGCCCCCUGGCCCCGGGGCAGGGCCGCGGCCGGGGGUCUGUUCUCCAGGGAGUCAGAAGCCCGCGAGCCUCCCCGUCCCGCCGAAAGCCCCAGCUCCCUGUCUGAUGAUAGCAGCUCUGUAGACAGUGACGACAGCAUCGAGCUGGAGAUCAGGAAGUUUUUAGCUGAAAAGGCCAAGGAGUCUGUGAGCGGAUCAGAAAUUCCAGGAGGGGGCCUGGCCGUCCUGGGAACUGUGAGUGGGGCCAGGCCAGAGCUCCAGGGCCGGAAAGCACAGCCCCUGGGCCCAGCUGCCCAGCCAGGCGUGUGCACGCGGAGCCAGAGGGUCAGAGGGGGCCUGCAGCCAGGGUCCGAGGGACCCCGGGGGCUGGGAAGAGCCCUCACUCCAGGCGGUGGGGGCAGCCCGCACCCCGAGCAGCCCUGCCCCCCGGCCACCCUGGCCUGGUGUGAGCUGGCGCCACCCAGGAGCACCAGCAGGGCUGCGCCUGCCAGAGGGGCGCCGGCCCCCAGGAGGAACAUCUGUGCCCCCAGAGACUCAGGCCCCAGGGGGCCCGAGGGGGUCGCGGGGGAGGGCACGUUCGGCCAGCUCCCGAGCCACGCGGAGGCUGGCGCCUGGGCAGAGGGCCAUGGCUCGCUGGCACGGACCCCGGGCUCCGAGCGGGACGGGGCGCCCCGGGCCGGCCUCGCCCCCCAGAGCCAGCCGCAGAGCACCUGGGUGCUGGGCCCGGGAGGCAGGGACGCGGCCACGUGGAGAGGGGGCCUUGGCGGCCAGAGGGAGAAGGGGCCGGGGAGCCAGGCCAGGGGCUCACCCAGCCUCGCCGUGGACCCCCAGAGGGGCCUGCCCUUCAACGGCUUCUCGCCGCUGCUCUCCACGCAGCUGUUCCAUUUCGGGAAGUGCGUGCCCUGGGGCACCAAGCAGGCCGGCCUCUUCAGCCCCGGCCUGGGUCUGCCCCUGCAGGGCCCGUCCUUCUCAGCCUUCCGGGAGGCCCAGGCCGCCCGCGGCCCAGUGUUCGGAAGCCCGCGCCUGCUGGUGAAGGAGAGCAGCCGCUGGCCUUGCAGGAAGCCCCGGGCAGGGCUCGGCCUGUCCGACAGGAGGGGCUCGGGGCCGGAAGAGGGCAUCCUGGACCUGCGCUUCGGGCGCAGAGGGCUGGACAGAGACGAGGAGGAGCCGGAGGCCUUGGGCAGCGAUGCCAGCGAGCUCAGCGACAUGUCUGUGGAGGAGGGCAGCGGGCCCGCGGCCCAGGGCCCGGCACUGCAGCUGCCCAACGGGGUCCUCGAGCGGAAGAGCGUUUCAAAGCACAAAGGCCGGCGGGCAUACCAGCCGCCCAGGGCGCACGCCGAGAACCCCGGUGAGGUCGCCGGCCAGCCGUUCACACCUGGAGCCUCUGUGUGUGUCUGCCUGAUGAUGCCACGCACAGCCGGGACGAGCCUGGGGCCCUGCGCCUUCCGCGUCACAGCUGCCGUGGGGCCCGCGGCCAAGCGUGGGUGUUCACACGUGUUUGUCCAGCGAGCCUGUGGGGGACGCAGGGCCACUCCCUGCUCUGCGGGGAUCCCGCCUGUCACGGAGCAACUAAGCCCGGGCUCCACGGCUGCUGAGCCUGAGCCGUGGAGCCCCGGAACUGCAGCGACAAGCCCGAGGGCCCCGGAGCUGGUGCUCAGCAACAAGCACGCACGGCAAGGAGGGAGCAGCCGCCGCUCGCAGCAACGGGAGCAAAGCCUGCACGGCAACGAAGGCCCCGCACAGCCAGAAGGAAAAGACUUAAAAGGUGGGGGCCUACAGAGAAGUCCGACCCCAAGGACCCCUCUCGCUUCCCAGUGA